This is a messenger RNA of Eimeria necatrix, 1053 nucleotides long. RefSeq lists its product as hypothetical. The transcript has a single exon. NCBI's taxonomy places the organism in Eukaryota, Apicomplexa, Conoidasida, Eucoccidiorida, Eimeriidae. The record is from RefSeq and is a predicted model, not a curated record. Bases 1 to 1053 code for a protein of 350 amino acids.
AUGCAGAUCAGAAAGAGCCUUCUAGCUCUGCUUCUAGUAGGGAGCGCCGCCUACACGGUGGCGACGCCGGCAACAGGGGACCUCAGUCCUCUACUGGUUGAAGAAACCGACUCCAAACCCAAAAAUGGCAAGCCCGUGAACAAAGCCUCAGCUGAAGAGUCUAAUUCGGCUCCACUGCAGGUGCUUGGUGGUGCCACGCGUGCAGACACAGCUGAUGUAACGGAAAUAGAGGCCGCCUUACAGCCUGUGCAAACGGAACAGCAAAGCACACCACAGGAUGUACAGGAAAAACUCAAUGCUGAUAUCAGCAACUUGAUAGGCUCUGGUGCAUCCAAAGGCCGCAUGCUGGUGCUUUUUGGCAUAGUUCUCCUCAUUACGGGCGUUAGCCUAUCUCUGGCAGGGAACAAAAAAAGCAAAGUGACGCGAACUGCGCAAACCUCGUUCGAAACCACUGUACAACAGUCCAUAGAACUAAUGGAUAAACUAGGGGUUAAAUCGGCCUCAAAGAUGGCCUUUGGAUGCAUCUUUGCAGGUCUCAUUGAGCUGGCCCGCAGCCUCAGGGCCAACCAGAAUGGACAGACAGGCAGCAAAGCCCCUACCUUGAAGGGCCGCCUAACAUUGCUCUUUGGUGUGAUUGCCAUGCUGGUCACCAUGUCUGGGGCGGGUGUCGAUCUGUCAACUCUGAAUGUGAGCGAACUCAUCAAGAUCCUCGGAGAAUACCUAUCCAAGACGCACCUCGGGCUUUUUGCUGCAGGAGGCGCUACCCUCCUUAAGAGCAUGUAUGACACCAUGGCUUACCAGCAGCAGCAGAAACAGCUGCAACAGGCAGACAGCGACACCCCAGCGAGCGAAUCAGAAGUCCCAGGAACCGCGGACAAGCCUCAAGCUGCUGCACCGGUUGAUGAGACUGUCAAUGCAGAGUCCACGGCCCCAAGUGAGAAUGACACAGCUGGGCAGGCUGAUGCUGCAAAUUUGCCUGAGGAAGAAGCGACGGGUGAAGCAGCACCAACGGGAACCCCAGAAGCACAAGAAGAGAACCCUGCUGCUCGAUAA